Messenger RNA from Cylindrotheca closterium, 2823 nucleotides. NCBI's taxonomy places the organism in Eukaryota, Bacillariophyta, Bacillariophyceae, Bacillariales, Bacillariaceae. The record is from the annotation of a GenBank genome assembly.
AUGGCCCAAAACAAGAUUCUCUAUUCUGCAAAGCUCGACGAGAGCAUGCGAACAUCAGCCUACUUCAAGACAAACAAGAGAACCGUCAAAUCAAACAUCAUGCUGAAGUUUGUGACAAAGGCGAUGGAUAUCAAGCUUCGAGGUGAAGCCGAUUUCACGACUACUCUUGAAGAUCCGAUCAAACUCUUGAAACGUAUUGAACGAUUCAUGAAGAAGAGUGCUGAUGCUGAAUAUGAUUUCUUGGAUUUCUGGGAAGCAAAUCAAAAGUUCUUUGCUAUGAAGCAAGGAACAACGGAAAACUUGAUGCAUUUCAAGGAACAAUUCUUGAGACAGGCUGAAGUCCUGCAAGAUCUAUAUGGCGUGGCCUGGUUCCGAGAUUUUGCAGUCAAGACGAAAGCGUAUGCUGCUAUUGCUAGCACCGAUACUGCUGCUCAAAACAAGUUCAAGGAUGAUAUCUUUGAAGCCGUUCUUGCAACAGGAUUUCUGUGCAACUGUGAUCGAACGAGAACAGCUCCUCUGAUGCUGGAUCUUCAGACGAGCUAUUGCAGAGAAGUGGAUUAUUAUCCAAAGACGGUCAGCAAAGCACAAGAUAUGUUGAAGAUUCACAUGGAAGUGAUAAAAAAUCCGGGAGUGAAUCUCUACCAAGGAAAAGACCAACCUAAUAAAGGUAAAGGUAAAGGAAAAGGAAAGGGGAAACCAAAGGAUGGAAAGAAGGCAGCAUGUUAUGUGUGUGGCAAUGAAGAUCAUAUGUCUCCAAAAUGCCCAGACAGACUGCUACCAAACAUCCAAUGGAAGAAUCAGGAUCAAUAUGUUGACUAUGGGAAGAAGCUCAAUCUUAAUCAGAUUGGAGCAGCUGUCCCAGCUACUGUUCCAGCUAUAGUUCCUGGAGCUUCAGCAUUCACAAGUGGAGCAUCAAGUGUUGCGGGAAGCGUUAACACACCUUUGCGACUUGCUGGUACUGCAGGUAAUCAAAUGAUGCAAGUUCCUUCUGGCAUGCAGCUCAUGCAGAUUCCAACUCAAGGUGGCGGCACUGUUACUGUCCCUUAUUCUAUGAAUGCUAGCGGUGAGAUUGCGUUCAGUGGAAUGCAACUCAGCCGACAAGGCUUCAGUGGUGCUCAAGUGCGCCAAGGAUUUGAUGCAACUCAAGCUCGAACUCCGCAAGCUGUGAAAACUGGAUAUUUUGAUACUUCAAAUGUCUUUCACGAUGCUAUCAAGGGAAAGGAUGAGAAUGACAAUGAUGUCUAUCUUAUUCCAUGUCCUGCUGGUACAACAAAUGUCGAACUUCAAGCCGACUGGAACUAUGCUAGUGAAGAUGAAGAUUUGCCUGAUCUUACUACUGAAGCAGAUCGAGGUCUGCAGUUUAUUCAAAGCCGCAGAAAGGAAAGAGAUCCAUUUGGGUUGUACGAUCAUGUCAUCAUGGACAGUGGUUGUACAAACACCACCAUUUGUAAUGAAGCGAUCAAUCAUGCCGAAGCAAUUUUUGGACCUGGCGCCUCUACAUUGAAAGGCAAGUCAACAAGAUCAACUCCGAAGAAGAUGUACGACGACUUCUUCAGUCCACCAGAGGAAUUGUAUCAGCACAAUCGAUCUAUUACCGUCUGUAUUGAUCACAUGGAGAUCAAGAAUGCUAAGUUUCUCACCUGCAUUGAUACCACUGUGGGUUAUCGCUCAUGUAUUCCCGUGCAGAACCUGAAGACUGACCCUGUAUUUGAAACAUUGGAUAAGAUAUUCUGCCGCUAUAACAAGGCAGGCUUUCAAGUCAAGAUCAUCAAGUGUGAUCGGGCGUUCAUUCCUCUCACGGAUGAUAUGCUAGACGAUACGGGUGUUACUAUUCACCCGACUGCAGCUGGAGACCACGAGCCUACCGCUGAGCGAAACAAUAGGACGCUGAAAGAAAGAGUCAGAGUAGCUCUUGCACGAUUACCCUACAAAGUGGUCCCAAAAGUGAUCCCUGAAUGUCUUGGACGUCGAGCCGCCGAGCUAUUGAAUGUCUUUCCCCAGAAAGACAGUAUCUCAUCACAUUUCAGUCCGCAGCAACUCAUUGAUAAUGUCAAUAUCAACUACAAGAGUGACAUGGUUGCUGAACUUGGACAAUAUGUUCAUGCAAUUGGAACAGAUUCCAGCAAUUCAAUGGAACCCCGGAGUAUCAAAGCGAUUUACAUUGAACCUACAAAGGGACAACAUACUGGGCACCAAGUGCUCAACCUCAAUACUAAGAAGAUGAUUUCCCGACCCAAGGUCGUUGUACUACCCGUAACCGAUCAAGUAAUCCAGCGUGUUGAAGCUUGGGCUGCUGCCGAAGGUGUUACUUCCAUGAAGUUUUUUGAUAAGAAGAGAGAUUUGGAGACAUUUCAAGAUGGCGAUCAAAUUGCAGGAGUGGAUGACACGGAACAAGGUUACUUAGAAGAAGCCUUUGAUCAGGACUAUGAACCUGAAGAUGAAGAUGAACGUGAUUUCAACCUACUUGGACAAUUUGAUGAUAUUGAUGACUCCAAAAGAGAAGAGCUCUUGGCAGAUGCAGACAAUGAUGUCGAUGAUAUGCCAGAACUCACUGUCAGAUUCCGUGGAGAUGUCAACUAUGAAUCAGAUGACAAUUUGGGUGAUGAAGGCGAUGAAGAGGAAGAACCUAUUGUGGCCGAUUUGGAUCACCAUCAAGAAAAUGUCCAUAGAGGAACCGAUGAUAUUGGGAGCCUCGUUACUGAUCUGGAGGACCUACAAGAGCCGCCAGAAGAAGAGAUUGUAUUUGAGCCUGAAGAAACGCCUCAAGUAGUAAAAGUCACUCGAUCUGGGCAAAGUAUGCACAAGCUGCAAUGUCCGGGCUGA